This is a messenger RNA of Durotheca rogersii, 1535 nucleotides long. Its product is annotated as WD40 repeat-like protein. Gene Ontology annotation, molecular function: microtubule plus-end binding; dynein complex binding. Lineage: Eukaryota; Fungi; Ascomycota; Sordariomycetes; Xylariales; Xylariaceae. The coding region runs from base 287 to 1468 and encodes 393 amino acids. The record is from RefSeq and is a predicted model, not a curated record. Gene Ontology annotation, cellular component: cytoplasmic microtubule; kinetochore; microtubule associated complex. The transcript has 3 exons. Gene Ontology annotation, biological process: nuclear migration; microtubule organizing center organization; vesicle transport along microtubule.
AUACCUUCAAUCCCCUAGAUUCUCAAAUUGCUACAUAAGCAGGCUGAUAUUGAUAAACAUCAAGAAUUACAUGGAGAAUCCGAAUACUUGCAUAGACGGCUACUGAGUACCUAGCUCUACGCCAUAGGGCAUCAUCACCUACCUAUACGCUGAUAUUUUAUGGUGGAUGCCUGCGUCCGUGUGUUUGGGGGAACUAUCUUCUUCGUUGCCCCAGCUUCUCUGCGAUUUACACCCUUGCCUUCGUAACCCCGCGGAGACCUAAGGAUUCGCUCUCGUAGUUGCCGCCAUGUACAAAGGGACAUCCGCGGACCAGUUCUUCCAGACCGACGCCGACCAGGCCAAGCGAGAAAGGCGAGCGACGAAAGCAGGCAACAAGCACGGCAACCCCAUUGCACUCAAGUCGAAGCUGUUGGCCGCCGUGCCAGACCCCACCUGCCCAUCCUCUAUUCUCAUUGCUGAGUCUGCCGGGUCGGUUCGUAAAGUAAAUGUGGAUACAGGGGAUACGCGGCAAGCGUUCCGGGGCCCGUCCGCGCCGGUAACCUGCGUUACUGUCGGUGGUGCGGACAAUAAAACGCUCUUCGCCGGCUCUUGGGACAGAGAUGUCUGGUCCUGGGAUUUGACGUCGAAGACGCCGGGUUUCAAGUACAGCGGCCACACAGAUUUUGUGAAGGCUCUCGUGGCUACCAAGCUCAAAGGUAAGGAUAUCCUCAUCAGCGGCGGUGCGGACAAGAAGAUCAUAGUCUGGGAUGUCGAAACGGGCACCCGGCUCUACGUGCUGCAAGACCAGACGGUGUCGAUGAUGGCUAUCCAAGAUCUGGUCAUCGACCCAGUGCAGUCAGGACCCGACGAAAUCGUACUCGUCAGUGCCAGCAGCGAUCCCCACAUCCGUCGAUGGCGCAUCCGAUCCGAUGGGUUUGAGCAAGUCAAGGAGACAUCGCCAGACGAGCCUGGCGCUAUGCGUCACGCGAUCUUAGAGCACGACACUACGGUAUACAAAGUCGUGUUCGACCACGAAGGUGAAGAGGUCGACCUGUGGACAUCUAGUGGCGACGGCACGGCAAAAUGUUUAUCACGGCUCAGAGGGUUCGCUACCGGCGAUUCCAUCCGUCAUGGCGACCAUGUACGGGCAGUUGCUGUGACAGAUCAGUGGGUGAUAACUGCAGGGAGAGACGAGGACGUGAAAGUGUGGGAUCGCUCGUCGGGGAAGCUGUAUUGCACUCUGGAGGGCCAUUACGACGAGGUUACCGAUCUCAUCGUCCUCGAUAAGGGCAAAAGAGUCGCCUCGGUGUCUAUCGAUGGAACCGUACGGACCUGGCCGCUUGACCAAGCCGGCCUUAGCAAGAUCAACCAGGAAAGAGAAGAUAGGGCCAAGAACGCUGCAAAGGAGGACCCACCAGCACCAACGAAGAGUCUCAUGACCGCGGAGGAGGAGGCCGAGCUUGCUGCCUUGAUGGAGGAGGAUGAUUAACUUACUCCUGGAAUGGUUUCCGGUAGCCGGCUAAGUACCUGAGGCAUUGAAACCCUCACCAGAACUG